This is a messenger RNA of Engraulis encrasicolus (European anchovy), 4550 nucleotides long. RefSeq names its product ubiquitin specific peptidase 40 (gene usp40). Gene Ontology annotation, biological process: protein deubiquitination. Lineage: Eukaryota; Metazoa; Chordata; Actinopteri; Clupeiformes; Engraulidae. Gene Ontology annotation, cellular component: cytosol; nucleus. The coding region runs from base 552 to 4514 and encodes 1320 amino acids. Gene Ontology annotation, molecular function: cysteine-type deubiquitinase activity. The record is from RefSeq and is a predicted model, not a curated record. The transcript has 32 exons.
AUGGCUGCGCACUGACACAUCGUUGGCUGUAUUCCUACCUUUCGAUUCCUGUUCGGUUUAUUGUUGGCAAUUUGUUGUGACUGUAUACACUGAAACAUCGAUUUAUCAAUGAGGAUAUCAUACAACAUAGCCAUUGCUGGAAUACAUUAUCAUUCGACGUGAGUGCGUCUUUGUCGAACUGAUUUCCGAGCUUGCUAGACCAUGGAUUGUUAGCAAGUGCUCAAGUUUAUGAAUUGGCACCUAACCAAGAUUCAUUUGCCAGGGUUAAAUGACUGCAAACGGUCAAUUGAUUCAUUUGAAUCUACUGAAGUGAGGGUUUAGGAGGACUUGUCAGUAACUGUUUCUGAAUAACAGCAAUGGUAAGCGGUGUAAAAUCUCUGCAUUCUGGAGUGAACCCUAUGGUUGUCAACAGAGAGCUGGGCAAGACCAAGAUGAGAUAGCAAGAGCUUGCGAAGGAGAACUCUGCACACUCGCUAAAGUCUCUGCGGGUAAAAGUGCCAGAGUAGCCUACUGAAAUUAACAUAAAGGGUAAGAAAAAGAGCGGUUUAGAAAUGUUCGGGGAUCUUUUUGAGGAGGACGACGAAGGCUUUUCUCCCGUCCCGAGCGGAGGAAAGUUUGUGAAAGGCAAGGAGGCCGAACCCCCUCCACCAAGAGGCAACCUCAAUCUCAGUGGCAUCAAAAACCAAGGAGGAACCUGUUACCUCAACUCCCUCAUACAGACGCUGUUGUUUACGCCAGAGUUCAGAGAGGAGCUCUUCAGACUUGGGCCAGAGGAACUGGGCAGCUUGACUGACAAGGACAAUCCAGAAGCCAAGGUGCGGGUGAUCCCGCUGGAGCUGCAGAGGUUGUUUGCUCAUCUCCUAUUGGUGGACCAGCAGACCGCCUCCACUGCUGACCUCACUGACAGCUUCGGAUGGACCAACAACGAGGAGACUAGUCAGCAUGAUGUGCAGGAGUUGAACCGUAUCCUGUUCAGCGCUCUGGAGAGCUCCCUAGUGGGCACGACAGGAAGUGACCUCAUCCAUCGCCUCUACCAUGGAACACUCGUCAACCAGAUCGUCUGUAAGGAAUGCAACAAUGUCAGCGAGAGACAGGAGGACUUCCUGGACCUGACCGCAUGUGUGCGUGGCAUCUGCAGCCUGGAGGAGGCGCUGUGGAGCAUGUUUGUGGAGGAGGAGCUGUUUGAAGGGAGCAACCUCUACCGAUGCAGUGGCUGCAACCAGCUCGUACAGGCCGCCAAGUCUGCCAAACUCCGAAAGCUGCCUCCGUUCCUCACCAUGUCUCUACUGAGGUUCAACUUUGACUUUGCCAAGUGUGAACGUUAUAAGGAAACGGGACGCUACACCUUCCCCUUCAACAUCGACCUGAGGCCUUUCUCUGAACAGAGGGAGAGUCCAGACAGUGAGUUCCAGUAUGAGCUCUUCUCAGUCAUCAUCCAUAAGGGAGGGUGCUACGGAGGACACUACCACGUCUACAUCAGAGACAUUGACCAGCUGGGACAAUGGGACCCUCCAGAGGAGGAUGUGAAAGAGAAGUCGAAAGCAAAAGCGAAGGAGGGAGAGGGCAAGCCCCCCAAGUCAGACAACGUGCAGAACAGAGAGACACUGCUGGACAAGGAGGAUCCUCUAGCAGUACUCAUAACCAUACUCUCUCAGGAUCUGCAGAAAGGUGUUCUGGUGGACCAGCUUAGCCAGAAGCUGAUGGACAGGAUUGGAACAUCGUGGAACAAGACGUUCCGCAAGCAGUAUGGGCCCCUUGGAAAGUUUCUCCAGAGCCACUCUACUGUCUUCCUCCUGGUGGACAAGGGCGCCCGCGUGGUCCUAAAGUCCGCCUCCUCUACUCCUCCUCCUGCUCCAGCCACGGGGUCAAAGGUCAAGGUCACACAGGAGGAGGCAGAGGUCAAAGAGGUGGUCUCCCAGACAACUGCGGAGGAGGCCAGCAGUCCAGAGGGGGAGGAGGUGCAGAUGGACACCCUCUCGGAUGGGGAGAGGGAUGGGGAGGUGGGGAGAGAGGGAGAGGGAGGGUGUCGCUGGUUUGACCUUAACGACUCCAGCGUGACGUGUAUACGGCAGAGGGACAUCCAGAAACAGUUUGAGGGGAAGGAGAGUGCAUACAUGCUGUUCUACCGCCGCACCAAUCUUACAAGACCGCAAGAGGCUCUAGGGAACCCGGCGUAUGGGGUGCCUUCCCACCUGAUGCAGAUGGUCCAGGAGGAGAACAGCAGACUGCAACAGCGAAGGGAGGAGUUUGAUGCGAGCAGUAACAGUAUUGAGGUACGGCUCCACUUGGCGCCCCACUACGCCUCAGACAUGGGGGCUCUCCGGCCGGUGGGGGACCCCAAAGACGCCGUCAUCGCCGUCACCUUCGACCGACGCAAGACCAUCGGGGACCUCCGACUCGCCAUCUAUCAGAUGCAGGACCUGUGGGAAGGGGACAUGGCCUUAACUGUAGCUCAGAGUCUACCAGCUGGACUACACCUCUACGACACACUCACAGAUGAUCAGCAGUCUCUGUACAGCGCUGGAGUGAGUUCUGGAUGUGACCUGUUUGUCUGGAAUGGGAGAGAGGUGGGGGGCUCAGCAGUGCGUACGGGUGCCGAGUGGGAGCCUCUGCUCCUGACGGUGGUGCGGCCCUCAGAUGAUCUCGAUGACCAGGGGGGGGCCCUUGCUGACAUGCGGGGGGGCCCUCAACACCUCGCCUCUGCCGGCCCUACUGACUCCACUGCCAUGGCUCCUCCGUCCGGCCUGGUGCGCAGCAUGCAGGGUUUCCCCCGCGGGGAGACGCUAGAGGCCCUACGAGAGGCCCUCGGGCCCCCACAGGCACUGCUGUGUCGGGAGGGGGGGUCGGCGUCCGCAGGGUCAGGAGAGGGAGGGGGUGCGAGCGGCUGGAGGGUGUUUCCUCCUCAGGACAUGCACAGGACACUGAAGGAGCUCGCACUGAAGGACGGGGACACACUGCUGCUACUGGAGCCACACACACUGGACAGCAGCAUCUUCAAUCUGAGUGGAGACACGGUUACCGUGACAACGCCAUCUGACUGCCGCUGGCUCCAGGUGGAGUUCAGAGGAGGAGAGGAAGAGGAGGAUGAGGAGGAGAGGAAGAGGAGGGGCAAAGUUCCCGCCUCAGGAAACAUGCUGUUGUCUGAGGUGAGGCGGAAAGCCAUAGAGGAGCUGGAGCUGGAGGAUAAACUCCGAGGUGUGGAGAGCUGCCUGCGACAGGUGGAUCGCACAGGGAACCUGCUGCCCCCAGUUUAUGAUGACGUGACUGUGAGGGAGGCUGGUAUUCGGCUGAUGACCACACUCUUCCUGUGUGUUGGGCCUGCACCCAAAUCCACACAGCUCUUCCUGUCCUUCAGUGUGGGCUCAGCGCCCUCUGCUGCUGUGGAGUGGGACAUCAUUGUGGACCAGACGCUCACCGUCGGAGAGUGUCUGACGAUGAUGCGAAACAAAGCUGGACUGGAAGGAGAUGCCUGGCAUCUAAACAGAAUGCAGUGGGAUGAUGAAGUGGGGGAGGUCUUAAUGGAUGAAAAUGCAACUCUGUCCAUGGCGAGGGUCAACCAUGGAGACAAGCUUGUUCUGUCCACAGGUCUUCUGCCCCCUAAGGGCUUCUUGAAUAUACCGGUGUGGCUCUAUGUGGAUCUGAGGGAAAGUGUCGUUUCCAUGGAGACAGAGGUUAACCACACCCCUGAAGGGGCGGGGCCUGAGAACCAAGAGGUCAUUGCUGUGGGAUGGCUGGGGGCAGAGCUGAGGAGCGUGGGUAAAGUGGAGAUCACUGAAGAGGCUUCACUGGAUGAUCUCAAAUCUCAGGUGAUGACGCUGCCCUCCCUGUCGGAGGGGUGUGUGCCCACUCCGGUGUUUCUGCGCGUGUGGACAAUGGAGGGAAAUAGGCUGGGCAAGAUCCUCAGAGGAGCACAGCACACGCUCAGGAAACUGAAGGUGACCAGUGGAGUUGGAGUGUGUGUGCAGCCACUCCUGAAAGAGGAGGACCUGGGGCCUCGUGAGCUGCUGCUGCGUGUCCAGAUGGGUGUCCCGGGGGAGCGCUGCUACUUCCCCUGGGAGGAGUUUGUGUGGGGCGGCGUGGGGGCCGACGCCUCUCCCAGAGCCCUGCGGGUGGCGCUGUCCUCACACUACAGCCUGUCCCCCGACAGCCUGCUCAUGGCCAAGCGCCUUCCCGACAAACACUCCUGGAUGCCCCUCUCCACAUGGACCCAGCAGGUGUCCAAGAGGAAAAAGAAGAAGAAGAACGACAACCUGCAGGGGGCGCCAUACUACCUGAAGGACGGAGACAUCAUGGGAAUCAAGAACCUGCUGAUUGACAACAAUCGUGAUUUUAGCACUUAUCAGGACGAGCUGGACCAGCAGCGCCUCAAAGAGGAAGCAGAGGCACAGAGGAGAGGGGGCCAGAGUGACAGCGCGGUGGCCAAUCCGGAGGCAGCAUCAGGGAGGAAGGCGGGACACGGGAAGAACCGCAAGCCGGAGGCGGGACUGUCAAUCAACGUGGGAGUGUUCAGAUAGCCCCACCACCACACAAUAAACAUGCACGCCUAUUCA